Molecule: messenger RNA, 1650 nt
Organism: Purpureocillium lilacinum
Lineage: Eukaryota; Fungi; Ascomycota; Sordariomycetes; Hypocreales; Ophiocordycipitaceae
Source: RefSeq, a predicted model, not a curated record
AUGACCAUGUUAAGGCUCUGGUGCGCCCGCGCCUCAACGCGGUCCAGGGGCCUUAUCGCGGUGUCCUUCGUGUUGACCACGCUUCUCCUGUCCCUCUUGGCUCCUGUAAUCCAUAAAGACGCGGUUGACGUACUCCAGAGGCCGUCGUUUAACGGCAAGCAAGGACAGUCCACGGCGGGCACCCACGUUUUCCCAAAUCAGUCCGGGCCCCCUUCGGGCAGAGAGUACCUGGACGUUGCCACGGGCAGCAAGCUGCACAUGUUGCUUCCGGCAACAAAAAGCAAUGUCAACUUGUGCAAAACUCUCCUGACCCUGGCAAUCUUAGGGUACCCAGCUCCUCAUAUUGUAUCGUGGGGCAAGGAGGACGAUGCCAAAGACCUUCUCGGAGGGGGAUCGCACUUUGCCAAAAUCACGGGCGUGCUCGAGUACAUCAACGACGAGAAGCGACGCGACCAACAAGACUUCGACGACGAGCUCGUCGUCAUGAUUGACAGCUACGACAUUUGGUUCCAGUUGCCUGUAGAGGUCCUGAUCGCGAGGUACAGAGCCAUCGUCGCCGAUGACGACGAGCGAGUCGCACGACGCAUGGGCCGCGCAUUCGACCGUGAAGGCAUCCACGCGAACAUUGUGUUCGGAGCCGGGAAGCGCUGCUCCCCGAACCAGAUCCAUACUCUGGCAUGUUAUCCGAUUCCCGAGUCACCGUUGCCCAUGGGUCUCCAUGGCGGCAACACGGACACCCUCAUGGGCCGCAACCAGUACAGCAGUUUCCGGACUCGCUACCUCAACUCGGGCUACAUGAUGGGUCCUAUCGGCGCCAUGCGGCCUCUGCUGGAGAGAGCAAAGGUAAAGCUCGACGAGUGCGCCAAUCGCACCGGGGCGUCAUUCGAUAACGGGUCCGGUGAUUCGGACUACUGCUACCACGGUAGCGAUCAGAGCAUCUUCGUCGAGAUGCAUGGAGAGCAAGAGUUCCACCGCGAGGUGAUGCGCCGUCACCAUCGGAGCGGGAUGGAUGACUACUUGGAUCGCGUGAUGCCCAACCGAGCAGGCUCCCGAACCCCGCCGUCUCACAUCCAGAACGCGCCCAUCGAGGACUUCCUUAACCCAGCCUUCACACACCAAGCGGCUAGCGACACCUACCUUCCGGAUAAGCCGUUCGAAUUCGGCAUUACCCUCGACUACUGGUCCCUGCUGGGACACCAGACGUCCAAUGCGGAAUAUGAUACUCGCUAUAUAAGACAUGACGCAGCCCUGGAGCCGCAGGUUGGGGACCAAGGCAUGUUUGACUGUCCCGCGAAGGCUCAGAUGCCUGACGACCUACCGAUCGAAGCGCCUGGGCUGUUUCUGGAGGAUGCUCAGAAGAAUUCCUGGAGGUCAAUACCCCUGUACACGGAGAUAUGUGUGGGCACGGUGCCCGUCAUGAUUCACCACAACUCUGUGGACAAGUGGUGGCGGGAGGCGCAGUGGGACAAGACGUGGUGGCAUGGACGCUCACGGGGGCUUCUGGAGGAGAGGCGAAAGGCUGGUCUGGCACAGCUGAACGAGGGAAUACCCACGGAUGCUGCGUUGUCGAUGAGUUGGGAGGAACUGUGCCCGAGGAGCGUGGAAAAGGAGCUGUUUCGAGACGUCGAAGACCCGUCGCCGGUGGCAUGA